Messenger RNA from Hyalella azteca, 3812 nucleotides. RefSeq lists its product as uncharacterized. The transcript has 18 exons. NCBI's taxonomy places the organism in Eukaryota, Metazoa, Arthropoda, Malacostraca, Amphipoda, Hyalellidae. The record is from RefSeq and is a predicted model, not a curated record. Gene Ontology annotation, molecular function: transmembrane signaling receptor activity; patched binding. The coding region runs from base 118 to 3291 and encodes 1057 amino acids. Gene Ontology annotation, biological process: central nervous system development; smoothened signaling pathway; positive regulation of smoothened signaling pathway. Gene Ontology annotation, cellular component: cilium; plasma membrane; dendrite.
UAUAUAUAGUCUAUACUAAAUGAACAAUCAACUAAACAAGUUUAUGUGGUGUACACUGUAACAAGUGUAUGUACCUACUCCCUACUGUACCACUGAGUCACUGACAACACUGUAGGUAUGUUGUUGAGGUGGCAAAUUAUGUCCCUGCAUCUCAUCUAUGUAGGGGCAUUAUCAGCCCACACAUCUGUGGCUACAGAGGCAGAAGAGGUCACUGAGGUGAUUGAUGCAUCAUGGACAAUUUUUCCUGAGGAAUCAAAUAUUUCAAUUCAGGCUUUAAGCUCAGAAUCACUCUCAAAUCACAGUUCAUCAGACCUCAGCACAGAUAUUAGCUUCUCUCCAUUAAAUACAUCUUUCCCUACUAUAAACAGUUCUAGAACUGACACUGAAAAACCUAGUUUCUCUAAUGAUACACUCGAGUCACUUCCCAACCAUAUCAAUCAACCUAAUGUUGAAGCCUGGAAGCCUAAUACUGCCACUGUGAAUAUCCCCUUAAGUUCACUAGUUGAAGCAUCGCCAACUAAUUCAAGCGUCAGCCUGCCACCGCCUCUUCCUGUACACUCGAGUCAAUCAUUGAGUCUUCCAAUAAAUCAAGAUUUCUCUUCCAAUUCCUUCAGUGCAGACCAACAGGGCACCUCUUGCAUGGCGGUACCCAAAUGUGAACUAUUGCAAUACAAUGAAUGUCUCGGAGCCUCCCUGCCAUACACGCACACCAGCCUUGCCUUCACUCGGCUGCAUAGUCAGCGUGCUGCCUUGGCGGAGCUAGAGGCGUGGGGGCGCUCCCUGCGACUGGUGCCUCGGUGCUGGGGCGUAGUGCAGCCUUACCUCUGCUCCGUGUUCUUCCCUCCUUGUGACAACAACACCAACACCUUGUAUCUUCCUCCCAAGGACAUGUGUGAGGCUGUGAGGGCACCAUGUGGUGUAUUAAUAAUGUGUUGUGGCAGCAGCAGCAGCCUGCGGGAGGUGAAGUACAACAGCAGCAGCGGGGCAUGCGUGGUGCCCCUGGUACCCACACCACGCCCCGAGGCCUGGUACCCCGGGGUACGGGGCUGCGGGCUGCCCUGCCAACACCCGCACUUCUCACGGGAGGAAACCGCGGGCUACAGGAGCUUCCUGGCCCUCAUGGGGGGCCUGUGCGUGGCGUGCUGUGCCUUCACUGUCCUGACGUACCUGGUGGAGUGGCGGUGUGGCGGGUGCCGGCACUACCCGUCAGCGCUGCUGCUGUACGUGUGUGGCUGUUGUCUGGUGGCGGGUGUGGCGCUGCUGGUGCAGUACCACAGCGGCGUGCGUGAGCGUGUCACGUGCCACGCAGACGGCACCCUGCGCACCCAUGAGCCCAGCACGGAGAGCAACAUGUCGUGCGUGGUCGUGUUCGUGUGCCUCUACUACUUCGGCGUGGCGGCGGCCGUGUGGCUGCUCAUCCUGGCGUACUCGUGGCACUGCUUCUUCACCGCGCUCGUUUGUGGCGAGCAGCGCGUGGGAGGUGGCGGUGAGAAGGGCGCCGCGUACUACCAUCUUGUGGCGUGGUCCUUGCCACUCGUGCUCACCAUCACCACGCUCGCCAUGGGGCAGGUAUCAGCGGACAACCUGCACGGCGUUUGCUUCCUGUCGCCGAGUCUGGGCGUGCGGCUGCCGCUGCUGCUGGUGCCUCUGACGCUCGUGCUGCUCACCACCUGCUUCUUCAUCACUAAAGGGAUGCUAAGAUUGUGUCAGCUGAAGCUGGAAUGCAACAACAUCCUGACGUCAAGCGACAACACUAAAGUCGUGGAGAGCAUCGUGCGUCUGGCAGUGCUGCUCGUGACUCUGGCAGCUUGCGGGGCCCUCACUCUCUACUGCCACUGGCACUACUACCUGCACUCUGGCAGGUGGCAGCAAGCUCUGCGGCAGUACAUUCUAUGUGAGGCUGGCUUAUCGUCGACGUUCCUGGGGGAGCGGAGCGAGUGUUCCGUCUCGUCCAGCCCCAGCCUGAGCGUCUUCAAGAUGCAGGUGCUGGCGUGGACCUGCACGCCCCUCGUGGUGUCGUCUUUCUGCUGGACGAGCAACACGGCGCAGGUGUGGCGGCUCUUCAUCGCCAGGUAUUCCAUUGAGUCCGGCUUCCAGUACUACGCCAGCAGCCGGCAGCAGCGCAAGGGUCGCAUGCGACGUCACUCGCUAGACUCGCAGCUCUCCUUCCACGUGUCCGACGUGGAGCGCGAGGCCGCCCGCCACACCAUCGUGCGCUUCGCUGCUGCUGCUGCUCCUGCUGGGGGUGUGGGGGCUACAAAUAGAGCGUCCGUGCACUCCUUCAGCUCCAGGACGUCUCGAGUCUCGCAGUCAGGGCGGCGCGGGUGGCUGGGGCGCAGACUCAGCGGGGCGCGCGAGUCUCGGCGCGGCUCCUACACGUCUGAGGACAGCAGCUUCAGCUCUGUGCUGGUGACGGGCGUGGGUUUUGGUGCUGACGACACCACACUUUUCUCGAACAUGAUGCGCCGCCUGCAGCUCUCCUCCUCAGCAGCAUCCAGCCCCUGCCCUCCUGCUGCUGCCCCGCUCGCUGCUCACGCGGACGUGAAGGAGGCAGCGCUGUGCAGCCGUGCGACCAUAGGCGUGCAGACGUCCCUGGAGGACCAGGACUUGCGGUUCCCUCGCCUCGCGUCCCCGCGUCACGCGCCGCUCGUUGACAAGGCCACGCAAGUGUCACCGAAUUUCAGCUCGCACCGCGUGACUCCAACCUUCAAGCCUUACCACCGCUCCCCUCCUCGUCUCUUCAGUAGACAAGCCUCGCUACCGUCCAGUAGUGAAGAUAUUAAUAGUAAAGAUGAUUCUCCAUCGGGCUGGAAAAAUGUCCAAAAUUAUGUGGGGUACAAUGGACACGAGAACAACGUCAAAGACGACCUGAAAUACGGUGGAUACUUGCAUGGUGCCUUGCCUGGUCCUAGCCUCGCCAGACGCCUCCCUGCUGGUGCAGUUGGUGGUAAAGACGGCGGCGACAUGGGCAGACAAAAGCGAAAGAAACGCAGAAAUGCAAGCCGCUCCCACGGCGCUGUAGGCCGUCGUGGCGCGGUCGCUGAGACCAGUUUUGUUAACAGCACAGAUUUGUUAUUAGCGAAGUCGAGGGAAGAAAGACGCAACGCUGGCAAGCGGCGAGACUCGGCAUCAGGACUAACUGAUCUCUUCCCUCACUGUUCGGCUGAGAGGCCUAACUUUAAUAUGAAGCCGUGUGGCGUGACGAGAAUAUCCGAUAAGACGACCAGCAGGGGUCUUGACGCUGAGACUGUCUCGACGGUCCUUGACUUGGAAGAUUUCUCUGAUUCAUAGUGCAUCUAUAAUGAUGGCGUGAGGUUAUAUUAAAUUAUAAAUAGACUUUACAUGCUCGAAAUUUUACAUCAUUACGAUUGACUUUUGCUCGCUCACUACUACAGAUCUGGGAUUUCUUCAGCGUUAGUUUUUAUCUGCUAGUUCACUCGGAUCAAUUUCUUCUGUAAGUGCUCCUAAAUUUCUAAGUUCCGUUCAUUAGGUGAACAUUUAUUUUGCUGGGGUGAAGAGCAGGCGUGACAUGCGCUACUGCCAACCUUAGUGUCUUCAAUGCUUCCUUGUAAACCAAGAAUAUCUCGUAUGCUGGAUCUCUAAACACUUUAAUGUCUCAAUCGUACUUUUAUGAUAAUUUACUUUAAGUAAGAAAUGUUAUGACGAUAACCGUAGGUCAUGCUAGAAUAACACUACGGAGGUAUAAGCCAAACCUACCUCAUUUGUUGGAUUCUCAGCCAUCAGGAGAAAUAGUUUAGAAAUUAAAAGCGAAGAAAACACCACAAAAAUUCAGCAUAUCUCUAUUGAAAACG